Molecule: messenger RNA, 699 nt
Organism: Coccidioides posadasii C735 delta SOWgp
Lineage: Eukaryota; Fungi; Ascomycota; Eurotiomycetes; Onygenales; Onygenaceae
Gene: ALG13
Product: N-acetylglucosaminyldiphosphodolichol N-acetylglucosaminyltransferase catalytic subunit alg13
Biological process (GO): dolichol-linked oligosaccharide biosynthetic process
Cellular component (GO): UDP-N-acetylglucosamine transferase complex
Molecular function (GO): hexosyltransferase activity
Source: RefSeq, a predicted model, not a curated record
AUGAACGAGGUAACAGACAUGCACUGCCAGAAGAAGUGGAAGAUGGAUCCUGCGAAAUACGCCUCCAGUGACCCUGGAUCGCCGGUGAAGCUCUGCUUUGUGACAGUCGGGGCCACGGCCUCCUUCAACUCGCUUCUUCGGGAGGUCUUGAGCCCUUUCUUCCUCGGCGCGCUGCGAAAUGAAGCAUAUACCCAUCUUCUCCUCCAGGUUGGCCAGCUAGGUUAUCAGGUCCUUGAUGAGUUCUUACAGGAAAACGGCCCGGAUAUCAAGGAGAAAUUUGGCCUGACAAUUGAAGGCUUCGACUACAACGUGGACGGCUUGAAGCAGGAGAUGAUGGCCGUCAAGGCUAAUCCCGCACUCUAUAGACAAGAAGGAAUGAUUGUGAGCCAUGCAGGCUCCGGGACUAUCCUAGAAGCAAUGCGCUUUGGAGUCCCAUUGGUCGUGGUCCCGAACCCCGAACUCUUGCACAACCAUCAGGUUGAGCUCGCCCACCAGCUAUCUUCCGCUGGGUAUGUCUUGCACGGUAAAUUGGGAUCUCUUGCCUCCACGGUUACAGAGACAGAAAAUUUCCGUACUAAGCUCCAUGCCUGGCCACCGGUCACUAGCACCGAAGGCAACUUCGGUAGAGGGUUAGCCGGGGUAAUGGAAGAUGAACUAGGAUUUCUCGACUAAGACGCCUCCCUGGAUAUAUAUCACGAC